GCAGACGACGGCAAAAUGGCGCCGCAACUACGGGAGAAAGUCUGCUGCGCCAAGACCGGUCACGUGACGGGGGAUGCGUCACAAAAAUACGGCGCGGGGGAUUGUGGGAGCAGAAAGGAAGACGCUUCACCAGACCCGGAACCGAGGCAGGACACGUCGCUCAUGAUGUACCCCCGUGAGGAGAAGUUGGACAAGUUGUCCCAGGAGGAGAUCAUCUCAAACACAAAGCUGGUGGUGCAGGGACUGGAGGCUCUGCGCAAUGAACACAACUCCAUCCUUCACAGCCUCCUGGAGACCAUCAAAUGCCUGAAGAAAGAUGAAGAGGCCAACCUGGUGCACGAGAAGUCCGGCCUGCUCCGCAAGUCUGUGGAGAUGAUUGAACUGGGUCUCGGGGAAGCGCAGCUGAUGAUGGCGUUAUCUAAUCAUUUGACGGCAGUGGAGUCGGAGAAGCAGAAACUGCGCGCACAGGUGAGGCGACUUUGCCAGGAGAACCAGUGGCUGCGAGACGAACUGGCGAAUACCCAGCAGAAGCUACAGCACAGCGAGCAGAACGUGGCACAGCUGGAGGAGGAGAAGAAACACCUGGAGUUCAUGAACCAGCUGAAGAAGUACGAUGAGGAUGUGUCGCCCACGGAAGAGAAGGAAGGAGACGCCAAUAAGGAUAAUCUGGAUGAGCUCUUCCCCAAUGAGGAGGAAGAGUCAGGACAAGGCAUGUCACACCAGCACAGCUCUGCAGCUGCUGCUGCCCAGCAGGGUGGGUACGAGAUCCCGGCACGACUCCGCACAUUGCACAAUCUCGUCAUCCAGUAUGCAUCUCAAGGUCGGUACGAGGUGGCUGUGCCACUCUGCAAGCAAGCGCUGGAAGACCUGGAGAAAACCUCUGGACAUGACCAUCCUGAUGUGGCCACCAUGUUAAACAUCCUUGCGCUGGUGUACCGAGACCAGAACAAGUAUAAGGAAGCUGCCCAUCUUCUAAAUGAUGCCCUGUCUAUCAGAGAGAAAACCCUGGGAAAGGACCACCCAGCGGUGGCAGCUACCCUCAAUAACCUGGCAGUUCUGUACGGGAAAAGGGGCAAAUACAGAGAGGCCGAACCCUUGUGUAAGAGGGCACUGGAGAUCCGGGAGAAGGUUCUCGGGAAGGAUCAUCCUGAUGUUGCAAAACAGCUGAAUAACUUGGCGCUGCUGUGUCAGAACCAGGGGAAAUACGAUGAGGUAGAAUACUACUACUGCCGUGCACUGGAGAUCUACCAAGCCCGGCUAGGACCUGACGAUCCAAAUGUUGCCAAAACCAAGAAUAAUCUGGCCUCGUGUUACCUGAAGCAAGCAAAGUAUAAAGCAGCAGAGCAGCUGUACAAGGACAUCCUGACUCAGGCCCACGUCAAGGAGUUUGGCUCCGUGGAUGAUGACCACAAGCCCAUCUGGAUGCAUGCUGAGGAGCGGGAGGAGAUGAGCAAGACUCCUAACAAUGAUGGGACCCCGUACUCGGAGUAUGGGGGCUGGUACAAGGCCUGUCGGGUGAACAGUCCCACAGUGAACACCACGCUCCGAAACCUGGGCGCCUUGUACCGACGACAGGGCAAAUUGGAGGCUGCCGAGACUCUGGAGGAGUGCGCCGUACGCUCCCGUAAACAGGGACUGGAUCCUGUCAACCAGACAAAAGUUGCCCAGCUCCUUAAAGAUGGCGAGACCCUGGAGCAGAGGAAGAAAGGACGGGACAGUGCCCGGAGUAGUGUGAAAUAUGAGAGUGGCACAGAGGGCACAGAAGAAGUGAGUAUGGGCAGUGUGGAGUGGAGUGGGGACGGCAGUGGAACACUCAGACGUUCUGGGUCUCUGGGUAAGAUCCGUGAUGUCCUAAGGAGGAGCAGUGAAAUGUUGGUGAAGAAGCUACAAGGGACGACACCUCCGGAACCACGAAGCACAAAUAUGAAGCGUGCUGCCUCCCUGAACUAUCUCAAUAAAUCCAGCGACGAGACCUUCCAGGGCUCUCAGAAUCCUCUGUCUGAAACUCGAGGCUUGAGCGCCAGUAACAUUGACCUGUCGUCCCACAGCUAAUGGCUGGUGCUGGAUAACGGGGACCCCUGCACCCUCACAAUUAAACUCAUCGCACUCCCGCCUCGAUAUGGCCCAGUGGCCACUAAGCCUGUAUUAUAGUCUGAUAAUGCCAGCCCCCCAUGACCCGAUGAACCCAGAUCAGAUUAUAGGAUUUAGCUGACUGGAGGAGCCCAUCGCCUGGUGACCCCAGACUCUACUCUCAGCGAAUUCUCCUAUUCUAAGGUAGCACCACCACUCCCAUCACUGUACUGGAGCAACACUACACUCCUCAUCACUCUGCUCAAUAGUACUGGAGAAACACUACAACUCCCAUCACUGUUCUCUAUAAAAAUGUCAAGGCACUACAACUCCAUCAUUGCAUCCUAUAAUAAAACAGUAACACUACACCUCCUAUCUCAAUGCUGUAAGAUGAUGGAUUCACAGGGUGGCAUUACAGACAGGUUUCUUCACCGUCAGAUGGGGGUGAGUCGUCGGUCACCAGGAUGGAAGGCGCUUCAGGGAUUGUGGGGUUCUGGGGAGUCUGGUGGUGGUGAAUCUGGGGGGGAUCUCGUCUGUUGGGAUCAUUAGCACUUUAAUAAUAAAUACUCCACCCCCACCCUGGUUGUUGACUUCUCUUCUUUUUUCUGCACUGCCAUCUUUCCUGGUGCAUGGUCCUCUGUCAUCUUCAUGCAUGAAACCUUGCUUCUGUGUGCCCCAAGGGAAGGAGGACAGAUCUGCACACCUCUCAUGAUGGACAUGGUAACUGAUACCACAGCACUGCCUGGGAUGUCUGGAUCCGCUGCAGCCCCUCACCCCCUUCAUGUGACAUAAUUUGAACAUUUUCUCAGGAAAAUAAAAUACUUGAAAAUG
Molecule: messenger RNA, 2901 nt
Organism: Bufo bufo (common toad)
Lineage: Eukaryota; Metazoa; Chordata; Amphibia; Anura; Bufonidae
Gene: KLC4
Product: kinesin light chain 4
Exons: 15
Coding region: 16-2052 (678 amino acids)
Biological process (GO): microtubule-based movement
Cellular component (GO): membrane-bounded organelle; cytoplasm; kinesin complex
Molecular function (GO): kinesin binding
Source: RefSeq, a predicted model, not a curated record